This is a messenger RNA of Enterobius vermicularis (human pinworm), 1581 nucleotides long. Lineage: Eukaryota; Metazoa; Nematoda; Chromadorea; Rhabditida; Oxyuridae. The record is from the annotation of a GenBank genome assembly.
AUGGCUACUAAUCAGGUUAAUGAUGGAGGUGAAAAAGAACGUUUAAAACAGUACAAAAAUGUUGCAAAACAUGAGGAUAUGCGACGUAGACGUACAGAGUGCAGUGUCGAACUCCGAAAGCAGAAACGUGAAGAUGCAUUAAUGAAGCGAAGGAAUAUUGCGUGUGAUGACACGGAAUCUGAGUCUUGCACUGAGGACGAAAAUAACAAAGAGCCGGCAGCCCAAAGCACUACGCCAAAGACGCUUGCCAUCAGUCAGGUUGUUACCAUACUUCAAAAUAACCCCUCGCUUGAACAGUUGCGCAUUGCGUUUGAGUCAGUAAGACGUUUACUAUCUCGUACAAGAGAUGCUCCAGUUGAUAAAGUAAUUCAGUCGGGUCUGAUCGCUGCCCUUAUACGGGCUCUCUAUGUCGAGGACGAGAAAGUUCAGUUCGAGGCUGCUUGGGCACUGACUAAUAUUGUUUCUGGUACAAAUGAGCAAACUAUGGCUGUUGUUAAAGAAGGGGCUGUUGAGCCGCUUGUUGCAUUGUGCAGUUCUUCAAAUUUGCAAGUUGCGGAGCAGAGUUGCUGGGCUGUGGCAAAUAUCGCAGGAGACAGCGUUGAAACUAGAGAUUUGGUCUUAGAGGCGGGUAUUUUAGAAGCAGUUGAUGAGUUGUUUUCAAAAUUGAACGAGUUGACUGUCGAGUUUGUGAGAACACUGGCUUGGCUUCAUUCAAACCUUUGUCGUCAUAAAUCUCGAUCUGUUGAUAUCGGCGUUCUUCGAGUGAUUGCUCCGAGGUUGAAAAAAUGUCUAGUGCACGAGGACGUCUUUGUCCGUCAGGAUGCUUGUUGGGCACUAGCAUACUUGACUGAUGGUAAUGACGCUCAGAUCAAUGUGGCACUUGAAUGUGAUUGCCUCCGACCAGCGACCACGUUACUUAUGAGUACUAAAGAUAGUGAGGUCGCACCUGCCCUGCGUGUUCUUGGAAACUUUGCUACUGGAAGCGAUGAAUUGACUCAAGUGAUAGUCGACAGCGGCGUUCUAGAUAUUGUUCGAGAUAUUAUGGGCCAAACUAAAACUCAGUCAAUUUUGAAAGAAUGUUGUUGGCUUUUAUCAAAUGUAAUAGCGGGUACCCAGGUCCAGAUUGAUGCUGUUAUCAAAGCGAAGCUGAUUCCUCCAAUAAUCAAUGCUCUUGAAAAUGGUGACAGUCGCUCUCGAGUUGAGGCGAGUUGGGCUAUUGCUAACCUUUCACAGGGUGGGACAGCUCGUCAAAUUUCAUGUCUUGCGAAGCGCGAUUACUUGAAAGCGUUCUGUGAAGUUCUCAGCCCGUCUAGUCAUAUCGACCUACUGGUCAACAUUUUAGAAACCGUAUACUUUUUACUCACUACCCUCUCAAAUCAAGAUCCUGGUGUUAUGACGCUUGCUUCAGCCUGCGACAAUAUUGAGGAAUUUGGAGGACUAGAUAAACUCGAAGAGCUGCAACAGCAUCCUAAUGAGAAGGUUUAUAGCGUAGCAUAUAAAAUAAUAGAGCAGUACUUUAGUGAAGAAGAUGAUAAUGAGGACCAAAUUAAUCUCUCGACCAAUGGUCACUUCGAUUUCUGA